CCAUAACCCGACUCUUAGUGCGAUACGGGCGACGAAAACAGAGUUAACUCUGUCUCUACUGAAACACGCGAUAGGAGCUCAGCAUCGCGGUGAAUAUUUCGCACUUCACCCAAAUUGACUGCAAUACCCUUCAGCUCAGCUCCAUUUACUCCAUCUCCAUCGAAUUUCCGCCACAAUCAACCACCAAUUGCUCAUAAUCGACGUGUUCAGUGAGGAUCAUUGGGUCGGACAUCGUGGUUGCCGUUGUAGCACUUGUAGUUUAAAAUUUCAUAAUGUGCUUACCCAAUUCGAAUUUCUGACCACGGGUGCUUUGAUUGUUAGGUUGCAAGCUAACGUUCUUGGUCUCUCGCUCGCCGUGCUUGCCAUGUCCGACCACGACGAUGUUCAGCAGGUAUGUUCGGCAUAUCUCGGUACCUGACUUUAAAUUAGGUUGCUAUUGAGCCGAAAUGGCCUUUUAAAUUUGUUGCUAAGGGGUCGCCUAUAUGUUGUAAUAUGUGUUAGACUGCGGUCCUCUGAAUUUGGCUUAAUAAGUAUACGUGAUUCCAGAAAUUGGCACUGCUGAUAUUGAAGUCAGUAUGUGUUCUGUGUUUAAAUCAACGAUGGUGUCUUGCGUUGGCAGAUACGUUGGCCAUUUUGAGGUUUUGUAAACAAACUAAGAAAUACAUGUGGUCAUGAACCCCCAUAUCCUUCACCAUUUGUGCCCCAGUGUCCAUUCAGCAAUUGAUUUAGGCAUACAAUUCCAUGGAUUUUAGGGUUACACAAAUACCAUCCAGCAAUUGAUUUAGGCAUUUUAUUAACGUUUUUUUUUAAAACGAUGUAAUGUGAUGAUUCAACUGUGCUUGUCUGUCAUUUGAGCUGAUGUUGUUGUAUUUGUAGCACCUCCAGUAAGCUAUGCUGACAUUUGCUCAUGUAGAUGGAUAGACAGGAGCCAACCGAGGUACUGAUAUUGCUUGAGGAAAUAAUGCGAAACUAUCGGCUAAACAUGCUUCUUGUCAGCAUGUUCAUCACAAUGUUCAGAUCGAACGAACGGAGUAGGAAACGGGGGGGGGAGAGUUACCCAAGAAGUAAUGAUUGACUCCAUUCUGGCGCAUGUAAAGCAGCUGGAUAGGCUUGUCCGGGUCAGUGAUCGUUCAUGUAUAGACAAUUUGCGGAUGGAUAGAAACACGUUCGGUAGAUUAUGUCGAAUUCUUCGUGACCGGGCUGGAUUAAUAGACCAGAAAUUUGUCACGGUGGAGGAACAAGUUGCUAUAUUUUUGUCCAUCCUAGCUCAUCACAAAAAGACAAGGGUUGUGGGUCACGAUUUCAUGCGUUCUUCUGAAACAGUGUCUAAGUAUACACAUAUGGUGCUCCGUGGGGUGCUUACGUUGCAUGAGAUUAUGUUAGUGAAACCUAAUCCGGUUGGUGAUGAUUGCACGGGCUCAAGAUGGAAGUGGUUUAAGGGUUGUCUAGGAGCUUUAGAUGGGACAUACAUACCCGUACGAGUACCCAUUGUUGACACACCACGUUAUCGUAAUAGAAAGGGGCAAGUGUUGGGAGGGUUCAGCUGGUGA
Molecule: messenger RNA, 1550 nt
Organism: Salvia splendens (bonfire salvia)
Lineage: Eukaryota; Viridiplantae; Streptophyta; Magnoliopsida; Lamiales; Lamiaceae
Exons: 3
Coding region: 1068-1550 (160 amino acids)
Source: RefSeq, a predicted model, not a curated record